GCUCUGCCUCCACCCGCCCUUCCUUCCUGCCCUCACUUGACCUUCCUCUUUCUUUUCGUUUAUCUUCCUGUGCCUGGGUUUUUCCCCCCUUCUUUCUCUUUCUCCAUCUUGGAGUUCCUCCUCUUGCAGCAAGUAAGAGUCAAAUUUCAUAAGCUUCUUAGAUGCAGAGAAACUCAAAAAGUACCCGCUAGUGCUGCCUUCGGGGAUGCCUGCGUCUGUUUAGACAUUGCGCCUGUGUCUGCUGAGCAGCUGCUCGGUAUCGGCCACCACUGCUGGAAAUACAGUAGUGAGCAGCCCUCUCUACAAGGCAUUAAUAUUUCUCCCACGAAUAUUGAAUGAAGUAAAACUGUAAUGAUAAAAAUAACACUACACAUUAAAGGCCUGUGUGUCAGGCACUGUGCUGUGUGUCCUUAGGGCACUGAUACGGGAGUGACUCUAAUCCACCCAGCCAACGUACAUGCAGGCAGGAUCUUCUGCAGCAGCCCCACUUUACAGGUAUUCCAAAACCAAGCAUCUACUGAUGGACCUGGACGAGCUGAUGAAGGCGGUCCUGGAGAGGAUCCUGGCCCCAGAGGCCAGCUAUGCCAACACCACCAGUGCUCUGAACUUCACCCUCUGGAACAAUACGCCCCUGGUGCUUAUUUAUGAGCAGGACUCCAGCCACCCAGUGGUCCUUGAUCUCUUUGAGAAUAUCCCCAGUGCCUCAGUAGGCAGCAACGCAGCACAAGGAAGGACCUGCAGUGCCCCGGGGUGCAAAUUGGCCAUGAAACUGUGCAGCCUCAACGGGACCGUGUGUACCUUCCGGAACUUCACCAGUGCCACCCAGGCCGUGACUGAGUGGUAUGCCCUGCAGGCUACCAACAUCUUCUCACAGGUGUCACGCCAGGAACUGGUGGAGAUGGGCUACUCAGCUGAGCAUAUGAUCCUCGCCUGCCUGUUUGGGACAGAGCCCUGCAGCUACCGGAAUUUCACAUCCAUCUUCUAUCCUAAUUAUGGCAACUGUUACAUCUUUAACUGGGGCAUGACAGAGAAGGCGCUCCCCUCUGCCAAUCCUGGGGCGGAAUUCGGUCUAAAGCUGAUCCUGGACAUAGACCAGGAGGACUAUGUCCCCUUCCUCACUUCCACAGCGGGGGCCCGGCUGAUGCUUCACGAGCAGAGGACAUACCCCUUCAUCAAAGAGGAAGGCAUCGAUGCCAUGUCGGGGACAGAGACUUCCAUCGGGGUGCUGGUGGACAAGCUGCAGCGCAUGGGUGAACCCUACAGCCCCUGCACCAUGAACGGCUCUGACGUUGCCAUCAGAAACCUUUACAGCAGUUACAACACCACCUACUCUAGCCAGGCCUGUCUUCACUCCUGCUUCCAAGACCAUAUGAUCCAUAACUGCAGCUGUGGUCACUUUCUGUACCCACUUCCCCCGGGGGCGAGAUACUGCAACAACCAGGACUUUCCAGACUGGGCCUACUGUUACUUCAACCUGUGGAUGAGUGUGACCCAGAGAGAGACGUGUAUCAACAUGUGCAAGGAGUCCUGCAAUGACACCCAGUACACGAUGACCAUCUCCAUGGCCGACUGGCCUUCUGAGGCCUCUGAGGACUGGAUUUUCCACGUCCUGUCUCAGGAGCGAGACCACAGCACCAACAUCACCUUGAGCAGGAAGGGAGUUGUCAAGCUCAAUAUCUACUUCCAAGAAUUCAACUACCGCACCAUUGAGGAAUCAGCAGCCAAUAAUAUCGUCUGGCUCCUCUCAAAUCUGGGUGGCCAGUUUGGCUUCUGGAUGGGGGGCUCAGUGCUGUGCCUCAUUGAAUUUGGGGAGAUCAUCAUUGACUUCAUGUGGAUCACCAUCAUCAAGCUGGUGGCCUUCUUCAAGGGCCUACGGCAGAAGCAAGCCCAGGCUGCCUACACUGGCCCACCACCCACUGUGGCUGAGCUGGUGGAGGCCCACACCAACUUUGGCUUCCAGCCAGAUACCACCAACCCCAGCCCCCACGUGGAGGCCUACCCUGAUGAGCAGACCCUGCCUAUCCCAGGCACCCCACCCCCCAACUAUGACUCCCUGCGGCUGCAGCCACUGGACACAAUUGAGUCAGAGAGUGAAGGAGAUGCCAUCUAGAGCUCAUCCUUGCCCACCCCAGGCAGCUCAAGAACUUGAAGCUAAGAAGUUGAGACCACGGCUAAGCACCUCAUUCUAUGGUGCCCUCUCCAAAGAGCCGGGGCCAUAUGUGCCCAAGGUCAAAGCCUGUUUCUCUACUGAGAGCCCGUCAGUCACUGGCCAUUCCCAGGCCAAUGUCUCUGCAGAUCACAGUUCUCAUCUGGUUCCUGCACACCAACUGCCCUGCCAUCCAGACCACAGAAACCCAUGGUGGCUGGCCACUUCCCUGCUAUUUCCAGGACUGUUAGCGCCAGGGAUGAACUGGCAGGCACAUUGUCCUGUCCGUUCCACUUGGCUUAGCUGGCCUCUAGCAACCGGGUUUGUGAGGACAACCACAGGAAAAGCAUCAGGUGAAGGGCUUGCUGGGGGACAUACAUUUUGUUUUGGAAAAUAAAAGUAGAAAACACUGAA
Messenger RNA from Cavia porcellus (domestic guinea pig), 2560 nucleotides. RefSeq names its product sodium channel epithelial 1 subunit beta (gene Scnn1b). Gene Ontology annotation, molecular function: ligand-gated sodium channel activity. The record is from RefSeq and is a predicted model, not a curated record. Lineage: Eukaryota; Metazoa; Chordata; Mammalia; Rodentia; Caviidae. The transcript has 12 exons. Gene Ontology annotation, biological process: sodium ion transmembrane transport. The coding region runs from base 458 to 2110 and encodes 550 amino acids. Gene Ontology annotation, cellular component: plasma membrane; sodium channel complex.